AUGACAUUGACGGAAGCUGGAAAUUUCCCAGCUGUUGAACCUCUGAACAAGUUCCCAGCUGUUGAACCACUGAACAAGUUCCCAGCUGUUGAACCACUGAACAAGCUCCCAGCUGUUGAACCACUGAACAAGUUCCCAGCUGUUGAACCACUAAACAAGUUCCCAGCUGUUGAACCUCUGAACAAGUUCCCAGCUGUUGAACCACUGAACAAGUUCCCAGCUGUUGAACCACUGAACAAGCUCCCAGCUGUUGAACCACUGAACAAGCUCCCAGCUGUUGAACCACUGAACAAGUUCCCAGCUGUUGAACCACUGAACAAGUUCCCAGCUGUUGAACCACUGAACAAGUUCCCAGCUGUUGAACCACUGAACAAGCUCCCAGCUGUUGAACCACUGAACAAGUUCCCAGCUGUUGAACCACUGAACAAGUUCCCAGCUGUUGAACCACUGAACAAGCUCCCAGCUGUUGAACCACUGAACAAGUUCCCAGCUGUUGAACCACUGAACAAGUUCCCAGCUGUUGAACCACUGAACAAGCUCCCAGCUGUUGAACCACUGAACAAGUUCCCAGCUGUUGAACCACUGAACAAGUUCCCAGCUGUUGAAGCACUGAACAAGUUCCCAGCUGUUGAACCACUGAACAAGUUCCCAGCUGUUGAACCACUGAACAAGUUCCCAGCUGUUGAACCACUGAACAAGCUCCCAGCUGUUGAACCACUGAACAAGUUCCCAGCUGUUGAACCACUGAACAAGUUCCCAGCUGUUGAACCACUGAACAAGUUCCCAGCUGUUGAACCACUGAACAAGUUCCCAGCUGUUGAACCACUGAACAAGUUCCCAGUUGUUGAACCACUGAACAAGUUCUCAGUUGUUGAACCACUGAACAAGCUCCCAGCUGUUGAACCACUGAACAAGCUCCCAGCUGUUGAACCACUGAACAAGCUCCCAGCUGUUGAACCACUGAACAAGCUCCCAGCUGUUGAACCACUGAACAAGUUCCCAGCUGUUGAACCACUGAACAAGUUCCCAGCUGUUGAACCACUGAACAAGUUCCCAGUUGUUGAACCACUGAACAAGUUCCCAGUUGUUGAACCACUGAACAAGCUCCCAGCUGUUGAACCACUGAACAAGCUCCCAGCUGUUGAACCACUGAACAAGCUCCCAGCUGUUGAACCACUGAACAAGCUCCCAGCUGUUGAACCACUGAACAAGCUCCCAGCUGUUGAACCACUGAACAAGUUCCCAGCUGUUGAACCACUGAACAAGCUCCCAGCUGUUGAACCACUGAACAAGCUCCCAGCUGUUGAACCACUGAACAAGCUCCCAGCUGUUGAACCACUGAACAAGCUCCCAGCUGUUGAACCACUGAACAAGUUCCCAGCUGUUGAACCACUGAACAAGUUCCCAGCUGUUGAACCACUGAACAAGUUCCCAGCUGUUGAACCACUGAACAAGUUCCCAGCUGUUGAACCACUGAACAAGUUCCCAGUUGUUGAACCACUGAACAAGUUCCCAGUUGUUGAACCACUGAACAAGUUCCCAGCUGUUGAACCACUGAACAAGUUCCCAGCUGUUGAACCACUGAACAAGUUCCCAGUUGUUGAACCACUGAACAAGUUCCCAGUUGUUGAACCACUGAACAAGCUCCCAGCUGUUGAACCACUGAACAAGCUCCCAGCUGUUGAACCACUGAACAAGCUCCCAGCUGUUGAACCACUGAACAAGCUCCCAGCUGUUGAACCACUGAACAAGCUCCCAGCUGUUGAACCACUGAACAAGUUCCCAGCUGUUGAACCACUGAACAAGCUCCCAGCUGUUGAACCACUGAACAAGCUCCCAGCUGUUGAACCACUGAACAAGCUCCCAGCUGUUGAACCACUGAACAAGUUCCCAGCUGUUGAACCACUGAACAAGUUCCCAGCUGUUGAACCACUGAACAAGUUCCCAGCUGUUGAACCACUGAACAAGUUCCCAGCUGUUGAACCACUGAACAAGUUCCCAGCUGUUGAACCACUGAACAAGUUCCCAGCUGUUGAACCACUGAACAAGUUCCCAGCUGUUGAACCACUGAACAAGUUCCCAGCUGUUGAACCACUGAACAAGUUCCCAGCUGUUGAACCACUGAACAAGUUCCCAGUUGUUGAACCACUGAACAAGCUCCCAGCUGUUGAACCACUGAACAAGUUCCCAGUUGUUGAACCACUGAACAAGCUCCCAGCUGUUGAACCACUGAACAAGUUCCCAGCUGUUGAACCACUGAACAAGUUCCCAGUUGUUGAACCACUGAACAAGUUCCCAGCUGUUGAACCACUGAACAAGUUCCCAGCUGUUGAACCUCUGAACAAGUUCCCAGUUGUUGAACCACUGAACAAGUUCCCAGUUAUUGAACCACUGAACAAGUUCCCAGCUGUUGAACCACUGAACAAGUUCCCAGCUGUUGAACCACUGAACAAGCUCCCAGCUGUUGAACCACUGAACAAGCUCCCAGCUGUUGAACCACUGAACAAGUUCCCAGCUGUUGAACCACUGAACAAGUUCCCAGCUGUUGAACCACUGAACAAGUUCCCAGCUGUUGAACCACUGAACAAGCUCCCAGCUGUUGAACCACUGAACAAGUUCCCAGCUGUUGAACCACUGAACAAGUUCCCAGCUGUUGAACCACUGAACAAGUUCCCAGCUGUUGAACCACUGAACAAGUUCCCAGCUGUUGAACCACUGAACAAGUUCCCAGCUGUUGAACCACUGAACAAGUUCCCAGCUGUUGAACCACUGAACAAGUUCCCAGCUGUUGAACCACUGAACAAGUUCCCAGCUGUUGAACCACUGAACAAGUUCCCAGCUGUUGAACCACUGAACAAGUUCCCAGCUGUUGAACCACUGAACAAGUUCCCAGCUGUUGAACCACUGAACAAGCUCCCAGCUGUUGAACCACUGAACAAGUUCCCAGCUGUUGAACCACUGAACAAGCUCCCAGCUGUUGAACCACUGAACAAGCUCCCAGCUGUUGAACCACUGAACAAGCUCCCAGCUGUUGAACCACUGAACAAGUUCCCAGCUGUUGAACCACUGAACAAGCUCCCAGCUGUUGAACCACUGAACAAGCUCCCAGCUGUUGAACCACUGAACAAGCUCCCAGCUGUUGAACCACUGAACAAGUUCCCAGCUGUUGAACCACUGAACAAGCUCCCAGCUGUUGAACCACUGAACAAGUUCCCAGCUGAUGAACCACUGAACAAGCUCCCAGCUGUAGAACCACUGAACAAGUUCCCAGCUGUUGAACCACUGAACAAGCUCCCAGCUGUUGAACCACUGAACAAGCUCCCAGCAGUUGAACCACUGAACAAGCUCCCAAUUGUUGAACCACUGAACAAGCUCCCAGCAGUUGAACCACUGAACAAGCUCCCAGCUGUUGAACCACUGAACAAGCUCCCAGCUGCAAGAGAUGAGAGUGAUGACUAG
This is a messenger RNA of Procambarus clarkii (red swamp crayfish), 3459 nucleotides long. Lineage: Eukaryota; Metazoa; Arthropoda; Malacostraca; Decapoda; Cambaridae. The record is from RefSeq and is a predicted model, not a curated record.